AAUAUAGGUGGCUGAAAUUCCCAACUUUGUGCUUUUGCGUUAAAAGAUUGAAAGGUAUCACUGAAAAUCUAGUGCUGAGAAACUACUCUCCUAUUACAAGACCACUUCCUGUUGAACCAACAAGCAUGGAGUUCAGAACAAGAAGCGCUGUGCUGUAUGGUGGUUGCUUUUCAAAUUUUUGUUGUUUUUGACAUGGUUUUGUCAAAUUUAGAGCAUUGUUAUUGACUGAACACGAUGAUAAACAUAAUGUAAUGUCAGAAAAGACUGAUCUCAAAAUCCAAGGGUAUACUUGCACCAAAUGUUAAUGAAUAAAAGUAAUCUGCUUAUUUAGUGUUAUCCCAAAUACACGUAGCAUUGCGCAACAAAAUUAUUUUUAAGAUAUGAGAGGUAAGAGUAAAAUCUCAUGACAUUUUUGCCUAUGACAUUAAAUGUAAAUUAGCUAAGACAAAUAGACAUGAUUGCUCAACCUAUCCAGACUCUGCAUCACGUAAGGAGAUACAGCAACACAAAAACUGGGUGGCAGCUAAAGAAGGAGGGAACAUUACACAUAGUACAUGUGAUAAUGAAGACGCAAAAAGAAAAAAAAAUUCUGGGAACUCUUGUUGCCUCAGAAAGCUGGCCGCGUCAUUUCCUUCCAAUGACAAAUGUGUGGUUUUCAGUCUUUAAAAACUUUUUCAGAGUUGUGAUCAUGACCAGUUUGAAACUUUGUCUGUGAACGGAGAAUGAAUUGUCAUGUUAUGAACAUGGUCUGCCUAUCUCAGAGAUCACAAGCAAAAUUCAGAAUAAUCCUCCCUAUCCUCAUCUUGAUUGCUGUUGAGUUAGUGCAUCCAACAAUGUCAUGCAAGAAUGAGAAAUGCAGCCAGCUUCUUCACCGUAGUCUGAAGCUCACUAGGUUGAUGAGCAAAAGGUCUGCAGAUCUUUUAGAAACAUAUAAAGCCAGUCAAGGAGAUUCUGCAGACCUGAUCUGCGAUAUGCAAAUGGACAAUGUUCCAGUAUCAACCAUCUCUGGCCAGACCAUGUCGGAGCGCAUCUUAAGUGUUUAUACCCACCUGAAAGAGUUUCUUCCGCACAUGAAGACAGUGAUGGAGCAGCAGAAAGACUUAAAUCCUCCAAUAAACCCUGUGGUGGAGGGGCUUCACAGUAUGAUUACACAUGUUCACCACAUCGCUCAGAGGGUGAACUGUAUCUUACAAAUCCUGCAGCCAAAUAUACCCAUUCCUGAGCCAGCUGAAAGGUCAACGGGAAUUCCCCCCGCUCAAAAUAUUUUCCAGCAGAAAGCCUAUGGAUGCAUUGUUCUGUCUCGGCUUCAGGAGCUCCUUAGUCAAGCAGUUCAAGAACAGAAGUCUCUUAAGGGGAAAAUGUGCAAACAGAGGACCAAAAAUGGUUCUUUAUGAACUCUGUUCUGUGGCAUAAAACAAUAUUGACAUAAUUUAUUCAUAUUUAUUUUUGUACAUCUAUAUCUGUUGAAGAGAUGUCCAGAGUAUGUUUUUGUUGAUAUAUUUAUGAAUAUAAUUUAUUUUUGUCCUAACUGUCAUAUCCAUAUACUGUAUGUGGACAAAAAGUGAAGUGAUACAAAUUGUUUUCUUUUUGUUGUUGUUGUUGUUGUUUUUUUCCAAAAGGACAAGAGUGGAUACUGUUACUUGGCUGUAAUAGACUGUCGUGGUUCCUUGAAUUAUUGUACAGUAAAAAUAUUUUAAUUCGAUUUAGUUAUAGAGCAACAGCUGUCAUCAAAACUGUAAACAGUAUGACUAAACACUUGUUGCUUUUUGCCCUGCAAGAAAGAAGGCUCAGAACCACUCUAGUUACUCAGGAUUUCCUAACAACACUCUAUGAUGUUAUAUAUGUCGUCACAGGCAAUUGUUUUGAUUACAAAGAAAUCUGCAGUUAUUAACUGUGAUGUCACACUUUAGCCAUAUUGGCUUUUGUGGUCAAUGCUAACGUCUAUAGCAUGACCUGAAUAACCUAGUAAAAUGUAUAUGUCUGAGACAUCGCCUUCAGUUGAGACCAUUUUAGAAGACAGGAAGUGCAAGAGACUGAUAUCAGCCCAUAAUGACGCAUUCAUUUCACCACAUCAGAAAGGGGAAAAAAAAAACUGGCUAGCCGUCUCCCCUGUCACAAGGUAUGAAUAUGUGUGUGUGUGUGUGUGUGUGUGUGUGUGUGUGUGUGUGUGUGUGUGUGUGUGUGUGUGUGUGUGUGUGUGUGUGUGUGUGUGGUGUGUGUGUGUGUGUGUGUGUGUGUGUGUGUGUGUGUGUGUGUGUGUGUGUGUGUUUGUGUCCCUGUGAGUGAAUCUCAAGCCAUUCCUCUUAUAAUUAACAGACUGAGGUCUGUACAUUUCAUGAAUGCUUUCUGUGAAUAUCGUGAUUAUGAAUGUAUGUAUAUAUUUUGAUACUUAUUUAUAUGAACCCAGUAUGUACAGUAUGUCAUGAUGUAAAUUACUUUGCAUUCCACCUUCAAAAUAAACGAAACAAAAAGAAA
Messenger RNA from Cyprinus carpio (common carp), 2475 nucleotides. RefSeq names its product IL-6 subfamily cytokine M17 (gene m17). The record is from RefSeq and is a predicted model, not a curated record. Gene Ontology annotation, biological process: negative regulation of neuron apoptotic process; ciliary neurotrophic factor-mediated signaling pathway. Gene Ontology annotation, molecular function: ciliary neurotrophic factor receptor binding. NCBI's taxonomy places the organism in Eukaryota, Metazoa, Chordata, Actinopteri, Cypriniformes, Cyprinidae.